Messenger RNA from Camellia sinensis, 581 nucleotides. The record is from RefSeq and is a predicted model, not a curated record. NCBI's taxonomy places the organism in Eukaryota, Viridiplantae, Streptophyta, Magnoliopsida, Ericales, Theaceae.
CAAAUUAUAAAGUGGGUCAGUGAUUUCAGUAGUUGCAAUCUCCAUUAAAGAGAGAGAGAGAGAGAGAGAGAGAUGCCUUGCCUUGAUAUCUCUACCAACGUGUGCUUGGAUGGAGUUGACACUGAAGCUUUCUUCUCUGAAGCUACAAAAGUUGUUUCUUCAAUCUUUGGAAAACCAGAAAGUUUUGUGAUGAUCCUAUUAAAGGGCUCAGUGGCCAUAUCAUUUGGAGGAAACAAAGAACCAGCUGCAUUUGCAGAGAUAGUAUCCAUGGGAGGCAUCAACUCUGAAGUAAAAAAGAAGCUUAUCGUUGAAAUCGGCACAAUUUUACAGAAGAAGUUGUCGAUUGAACGAUCACGAUUCGUCCUCAAAGUCCACGAUACAACAGCGGGGCGUAAAAACUCCAAAAUGUGACCCACAAUUAGCUAUACAUCUGUUUAGAAUUACAUUGUGUUAUUAUACCCAGAUUUCAAAUUGUGAUUCCCAAAAUUUAGAUUGAAUUUGGAAAAUCUGUGAUGAUGAAUUUAAAAUAACAAUGUAAAAUAAUUAUUAAAAAAAAUCAUUGAUAAGGAUUUCUAGUUCCA